AGUCUCUUUAAUUUCUCCAAAUAAACUCUACCAAAUUAGCCCCCAAAAAAAAAAAUCAUUUUUUCUUGAUAUAACCUUUGAUUUUUUUUCCUUAAGGAUUUAGAAGAAAAUGGGAUUUAUUUCUGGCAAUAAUAAACUUCUUUCAAAAAUAGCAACAAGUGAUGGACAUGGUGAAAACUCAGCAUAUUUUGAUGGUUGGAAAGCUUAUGAAAAUGAUCCUUUUCAUCUAAUAAAAAACCCUAAUGGUGUUAUUCAGAUGGGUUUGGCUGAAAAUCAGCUUUGUUUUGAUUUAAUUCAAGAAUGGGUAGUCAACAACCCAAAAGCCUCCAUUUGCACAGCUGAAGGAGCUCAAGAUUUCAAGGAUAUAGCUAUUUUUCAAGACUAUCAUGGUUUGCCAGAAUUUAGAAAGGCAGUUUCAAGAUUUAUGGAAAAAGUGAGAGGAGACAAAGUCACAUUUGAUCCAGAUCACAUUGUUAUGAGUGGAGGGGCAACUGGAGCUCAUGAAACUCUAGCAUUUUGUUUGGCUGAUCCUGGUGAUGCAUUUUUGGUUCCAACACCAUAUUAUCCAGGAUUUGAUAGAGAUUUGAGGUGGAGAACUGGAGUGCAACUAUUUCCUGUUGUUUGUGAGAGUUCAAACAAUUUCAAGAUCACAAAAGAAGCCUUAGAAUCUGCAUAUGAAAAAGCUCAAGAAUCAAAUAUCAGAAUAAAAGGCUUACUUAUAAACAAUCCAUCAAAUCCAUUAGGCACAGUCUUGGACAGGGAAACAUUAAAAGACAUACUAAGUUUCAUCAAUGACAAAAACAUCCACUUAGUAUGCGACGAAAUCUACGCUGCAACGGUCUUUAGCCAGCCCGAUUUCAUCAGUAUAUCCGAAGUAAUGCAGGAAGUUAAUGGAUGCAAUGAAAAUUUGGUACAUAUUGUUUAUAGCCUGUCGAAAGAUUUGGGAUUCCCUGGAUUCAGAGUCGGGAUUAUUUACUCAUACAACAACGUAGUGGUGAAUUGUGCUAGAAAAAUGUCAAGUUUUGGACUCGUUUCAACACAAACGCAAUUCUUGAUUGCUUCCAUGCUAUCGGAUGAGAUUUUCGUUGAAAAUUUCAUCGCGAAGAGCUCAGUGAGAUUGUCACAAAGGCAUGGUUUGUUCACUAAGGGAUUAGCACAAGUUGGAAUUUGUACAUUGAAGAGUAAUGGUGGAUUAUUUUUUUGGAUGGAUUUGAGAAGAUUACUUAAAGAGUCAACAUUUGAAGCUGAAUUGGAUCUUUGGCAUAUAAUUAUAAAUGAAGUUAAACUCAAUGUUUCACCUGGUGUUUCAUUUCAUUGUUCUGAGCCUGGUUGGUUUAGAGUUUGUUUUGCUAAUAUGGAUGAUGAAACUAUGAGAGUUGCAUUGAGAAGAAUUAGACAUUUUGUGCUACAAAGAAAGGGAUUAAUUGAAGUUGCUACCAAGAAACAAUGUAGAAGGAGCAAACUUGAAAUUAGUUUAUCAUUUAGAAGAUUGGAUGAUUUCAUGAACUCUCCUUUCAUGAAUUCUCCUCACUCUCCAAUGUCUUCUCCUAUGGUCCAGGCGAGGACUUAAUGGCGUCCAGAUCAGCUUGCGUACUCGUCGAUUAUUUCACUGAGCGUCUAGAUCAGCUUAUGUACACGUCGACAAACAAGCGUCCAGAUCAGCUUGUGUACACGUCGACUAUUUCAAUGAGUACAUGAUACAUCCGUCUAAUUGGAGGAGGAUGAGUUCUAUAGUUGUAGUAGUGAUUGGUAGGUCUAAUUACAAAACAUAGAAUAAAAGUUCAUAGAGAUUCUUUAAUUUUUCUUUUAUUUGAGUUUUUGCCUAUACUAUGACUGCAAAAAGCAAUCAAAUGGGCUUUAUUGUGGAAUUUUUUAAUUUGUUCUUGGUUUUUCUGUAUAUCUUCUUGUAAUUAUAAAGGUGACUCAAGUUGUAAUCUGUUUUCAAGAGGCAAAUGCAGAGGAUAUCCAUCAUUUUUUAGUAAUAAUUACUCAGA
This is a messenger RNA of Nicotiana tabacum (common tobacco), 1994 nucleotides long. Its product is annotated as 1-aminocyclopropane-1-carboxylate synthase. Gene Ontology annotation, molecular function: transaminase activity; pyridoxal phosphate binding. Gene Ontology annotation, biological process: biosynthetic process; amino acid metabolic process. Lineage: Eukaryota; Viridiplantae; Streptophyta; Magnoliopsida; Solanales; Solanaceae. The record is from RefSeq and is a predicted model, not a curated record.